Messenger RNA from Prunus armeniaca (apricot), 252 nucleotides. NCBI's taxonomy places the organism in Eukaryota, Viridiplantae, Streptophyta, Magnoliopsida, Rosales, Rosaceae. The record is from the annotation of a GenBank genome assembly.
AUGUUAUCUUUGUUAGAGGAUUGGAAAAAAAGCGACAUUAUGACAUUGGGAGGUCAGAUGAAUCCUCCCAUCAUAACCAAUGUUACUGUUGCUGGUGAUGAAGUGAUUAAGGAAUAUAGUGCCACUGUUGAAAAACAAGAUGUUGAAGGUAUAGGGUGUAGAAAGAAGCGGCCGACCACUACAUUGUUGAGUCCAUUUACUGAUUCCUUUAGAAAACAAAACCCAAGCCCAUUGACAAUGUCAAGGAAAUAA